Messenger RNA from Baudoinia panamericana UAMH 10762, 1726 nucleotides. RefSeq lists its product as uncharacterized. The transcript has a single exon. NCBI's taxonomy places the organism in Eukaryota, Fungi, Ascomycota, Dothideomycetes, Mycosphaerellales, Teratosphaeriaceae. Bases 195 to 1400 code for a protein of 401 amino acids. The record is from RefSeq and is a predicted model, not a curated record.
UGCUUGACUGUCGUUCCGAUGACGCAGAGUUGACCACAACUAUGCGGGAGCAGGUGUGGAAGACUUUCAGUGACCUGACGGAACAGAGGAUGCCGCUUGAGAUCUCGAAAGCCUUCGAAGGGGAAGGUCCGCAGGGGCUUCCACUAGGCUUGCGCAAGGAUCACAAGGAGUGAAGCGGAGGCCACGAGACCGAAAUGGAAUCGCUCAGUCGUCUUGCCUGCCUGUACCGAUGCAUGAAGAGGGAAUUUACUGCUAGCAGAUUCAAAUCCUUCUACAACCCCAGCGCCGCGAACAGAGGUUACAGCACCGCGAAACGUCCGAUGUGGUGGGGCAAGACAGCCGCUCAGGUGCUGGCCGACGAGCCUUCCGGUCUCAGUCUCGAAGACACCAUGCUCCAACAAUACGUUCCUGAUCCGGUCGCGUACUCGAAUGUGCCAUGCACAUACCGCCUGGUGAACGUGCGAGAUGACGACAUCAAGGAGCGUUGGAGCUGGAAGGAACCGCCUCCACCAGAUCUCGAUGACGACGAGCAUGAGAUCCGUCCUCCCAUGGAGUUUGGCCAUAUUGGUCUCUGGCGGCAGUCAAUUCGCGAUACAUUCAACACCGCGCAGUACGGAGUGGAUACCAAUGAGAUCUUCAUUGUCGUCGUGCGGAAGAACCGCAAAAGCGCGGAGCAGGGCGAAAUCGUCUCGGCGGACCAAAUUGAUAUGUCGCUCGAGGAUAUUGCAGCCAGGUUCGCCGACGAUGUCGAUAAGGUGCGAUUCGAUAUCACGCUUUAUCGAGCAAGGCGCCCUAGAAACGAAGCCGGCUGCAUCCCAAACACCCUAGCUCGUUACAUCCCAGCGAAUGCUAAAGGCAGCGACAUGCGCACAAAUAGAGAAUCAGUCGACACAGAAAUUGCGAACUCGAACAUGCCAGCCGAAAAGGUGGGAUCCAAGAUUGGACCCGAGGAUGGUUCCUUGCCGCCGGGAAGCCCCUGUCAUGGCGCGACAACGUUCCCAAGGGUUAGCGAGUCGAACGCCUUCGGCGGCGGAGCACAGGACACCUCAGAGUUGGAGCUCUUACACAAGACACCGGAUCUGCAACGCCGACUCCAUGCCAAUGUCGAAGAUGCCAUAGAUGACAGCCCGGAUGUUGGGGAAGAUGCAGACCACCUGCUCGCGGAGUACAUGAUGGAAGACACAGAAGUCCUGCUCGCGCAAUACAGGAAGAAGAAGAGGUCAGGCUCUCACGCGGGAGAUGCCCAAGACCUGGCACGGUGCAGGGUCCUCGCCGACAAAUUGUUGGAGCUGCCCGAUGACCUCGUUCUGAACCAAGAAGCGCGCUUGGAGAAGACACUUGCCGAUCCGCCGAAGAUGGUCAAGGUUAAGGGCGGCAGGAAGGGAGGUAACAAGGAAUGAUCAGCUUCUCAGAAGUGGGUGGGGUUAAGGGAUGAGAAGGCUGAGCAUUCCGCCCGCCUUGUAGCGACCAUCUGCAUGGAACGCGGGAUGGGGAGUCUGCCGAUGCGGAGAAAACAAAGGUUCACAGUUAUGGUGCGACACAACAGUGCUUACCAGCGAGGUUUGAGAGUAAACAGUACCUUGAUAUUAGUUUGAACAGCGUCUUUUGGGAUCUUUCCUUCGCGCCGUAAGCUUCACGCCACAGAUUGCUACACCCACCAGCGCCGCAAAUGCAAGGCCAGUAUGAGACUGUACAAGGUUGAGUUAGAACGCUUGUAUGCGCAGGA